Molecule: messenger RNA, 1997 nt
Organism: Verruconis gallopava
Lineage: Eukaryota; Fungi; Ascomycota; Dothideomycetes; Venturiales; Sympoventuriaceae
Exons: 2
Coding region: 249-1472 (407 amino acids)
Cellular component (GO): mitochondrion
Molecular function (GO): alcohol dehydrogenase (NAD+) activity; metal ion binding
Source: RefSeq, a predicted model, not a curated record
UUUCGACAUCGGGUAAUGUGCUUCUCGUCUUGAAGAGGAAUGCUGCUUCGGUGAAUGCUUCAAGGAAUGCCUUAGAGAAUGCUUCAACUCGCGGAUUCUACCGGACUUUUUCUGAAUUGGUUCGGGAGUUCCUGCUGACGUUUUCCCCGCACCAUGUGGCUUAACUCUAUCCUGCUCGGUUGUUUUGACUUUGAACACCUCGAAAAACAUGUCUUUACAUGUCUGAACUCCUUCGUUGACGUGCUAGUAUGGCUACCGAAACAUAUCGACGUGCUUUCACUGACAGUGACCUUCCCUACAUAAGCUAUGGGGUUCCCUUUCCUCAGACUUGCGCCUACCAUGUGGCCAACACUUUCAAAGCUACCAGGGUAUACAUAAUUGCCUCUAAAUCGCUUACAAAGAACACUGCCGCGCUCCGAAGCUUAGAGGAUGCGCUAGAACCACGAGUCGCUGGCCUCCGUGUUGGCAUGAAACCCCACACGUACUGGUCUGAGGUUUUAGAAAUUGCCGAUGAAUGCAGAGCCUGCAACGCUGAUUUGAUUAUAACACUGGGCGCGGGGAGCUUGACGGAUGCCGCAAAGAUAGUUUCAUUGGCCUUGGCGAACGACGCUUCGUCCUCUGAAGAUUUGAUGCGUCUACAGAGUGGGACGGACUGGUUCUCAUCACGACCAGAGAUAAAGAAAGCGACGGUUCCAGUUGUCUGUGUGCCGACUACCUUGUCCGGAGGGGAGUACCAGGCUUUGGCAGGCGGCACAAACGACGAGACGCAUGUGAAGCAUGGCUUCAAUCAUGGAACCAAUCCUCCCGCUCUAGUUGUCCUUGACGCCGCGCUCACCACCACCACGCCUGACAAGUUCUGGCUGAGUACUGGAGUUCGAGCCGUGGACCAUUGCGUGGAGACAAUAUGUUCCCUUGCAAAGGACAAAAAGGGCGGAGAGGAAGCCGCUGAACAGGGACUAAAGAAGCUCGUUCCUGGACUCCUGCGGUCCAAGGUGGACAAGAAUGACCUAGAAGCCCGACAUCAGUGCCAACUGGGCGUCAUCGACGCAAUGAGCGCCGUCAAGAGCGGAGUCGAACUCGGCGCAAGUCAUGGGAUAGGCCACCAACUCGGUCCAUUAGGUGUUGGACACGGCGAGACAAGCUGUAUCCUGCUUCCCGCGGUGUGCAAGUACAACGCUAGAGUCAACAGCACUCAGCAAGACCAGGUUCUCCAGAUUCUUUGGGGUCAGGAGCCCGUGGUGCAGAUUCUCAAGGCCAAGGGGUUAGGACCGCAUAAUGCUGAUUUGAGCGCGGUGCUUGACGUUCUUAUUCGCGAGCUGGGCAUGCCGCGGAGCUUGAAAGAGGUCGGCGUGGGUCAGGACAAGCUGGACAUGAUCGCGGUCAAUUCAUUGGAAGACAAAUGGUGCAGGACGAACCCGAUCCCUCUGACGGAUAAGAGCCAGGUCUUGGAUAUUCUCAAGGCAGUCGAGUGAAAUACAAUUGUGCGAUUUUAUCAGGCAUAAUUCAAUCUCGAAGGCUGACUCUAUGCUUCCUUAGCGAUGCAGACAUCUUUGCGUGAACUGACUCUGUGACGAGCAUCGUCACGGUGACUCUUGAGUCACUAUGCGCUGUAGGUCUUGCUAUCUGUAGAAUGGUGACUCUAGAAAUCAUUCUCCGCUCUUCGAAAGGACUUCAUUUUCCUGUCCUGAUACGCUAAUCAGGAUAGGCAGCUAAGCUAAGGCUUUGAGAAAUGAUGUCUUCAAUCAUUCUGUGCUAAGAGAGACGAACCACACAACUUUGACAGACCUUCAUGGAACGUUGACUUUUACCCCUGGCUAGAUAUCGAGACCAUCCAUUACCGUAGCUGCAAUGUGCGCGAAUAGCCAUAAAGAUCAUGUGCUCUCCGAACCUCUGUUCGCUCCUGUUUGAAGAGAGUGGGAUUGGGUAAACAAGAAUGCUUGUCAGGAGAACGACAUGCUUCUCUUUUUUUUUUCUCUUCGGAAUUCGGAUGCGAUGCC